AUGCGAAUCAAACCUCACCACCACUACCACAACCACAACCAUCAUCUCCCCCACCACACCCAAAACCACCGCCCACACAAUCGCUUCCACAACCCCCCCUACUCCCGAUACACCCCGCCUUCCCCGCCGCACAAGCCUCCACAACCCCUCUCCCACCCCAAGAUCAUCCUCCUGACCUUUUUCAUCGUGCUAUCAGUGGCCUUCUUCCUACUAGCCGUGUAUGUGUCGUUCCGGCGGAGACGGCUGAGCGAGGCAGCGGCACGGGUCAGGAGACGGGAGAGGCGGGAAGCGGUCAGGGCGUGGCGAGCGAAUGGGGGGGUGAAGAAGGUGGAUGAAGAAGAUGGAGGGGUGGAAAACGCUGGGGAGAAGGUAUCGUUGUUGGUGGGGGGUGAUGAUACGGGGGAAGGCCUGGUAGUGGGGAGUAAGGGUGUGGCAGAUUAUAGUGAUACCGGUACUGGGGAAAUGCGAGUGCGCAGAUGGACGGCCACCUGGGCGGACAAGGUCGGGAAGCGAGCGGCGGUGGUCUCUGGUGGGAUGAAAGGGUGGAGGUUGGCACCAUCAAAGGACCUCGAGGCUCAAUGUGUAAAAGGCGGGAUCUACUAG
This is a messenger RNA of Dichotomopilus funicola, 603 nucleotides long. RefSeq lists its product as uncharacterized. The transcript has a single exon. Bases 1 to 603 code for a protein of 200 amino acids. Lineage: Eukaryota; Fungi; Ascomycota; Sordariomycetes; Sordariales; Chaetomiaceae. The record is from RefSeq and is a predicted model, not a curated record.